Colletotrichum destructivum is the source of this 5475-nucleotide messenger RNA. RefSeq lists its product as uncharacterized. The record is from RefSeq and is a predicted model, not a curated record. The transcript is spliced from 3 exons. NCBI's taxonomy places the organism in Eukaryota, Fungi, Ascomycota, Sordariomycetes, Glomerellales, Glomerellaceae. Bases 3259 to 4587 code for a protein of 442 amino acids.
UCCAAAGAGACCCAAGCAAUUACCAGGGCCCGAAAUGGAUCGGCUGGGGCUCAAAGGUUUUGUGCUGCCCGUGACGACUCGGCCAUGACGAUUCUGCCUGGUUCGGCCGCAAGUUCGUCAGAGCGGUUGCGUGGUAAUGGCAACUGAGAAGAGAGAAGGCGACGAGGAUAAGAAGAAGAAGAAGAAGAAGAAGGAAAAAAAGCAACGCCAUACUACAUCGUGGCGAAUACCCCCUGCGUCUCCAAGUCGGCCAGGCAUCGUCGCGUGGCUUCAACAAAGGGAGGAUGAUCCCUGAAUCUGACAAGAUGGUUGAAGACGAGACAGGGAAUAGGUAGUGUACCUCUCGAAUCUCUGGUCGUGGAAUAAGAAACCUGGAGUGGACGUUGCUUGGCCAGACUUGUCCAGACGCUGGCUAAUCCGACCGGCGGCAGGUUCGCAAACGAGACGAAUGGCGGCUUGGACGAGCUUCCAUGGCAAUACAAGAUAACCGUUGUGGCAUUAUGCGGAUGCACAGGUUGUGCGAGAAGUCCGGGUCGCGACGGCUUCUCCACCAAGCACCAAGACCCUUCCCCUCCCCGUUUAGAUAGACUCUCUCUCUUCGUCAGCCCAACCGCCAUUUGGCCAUCGAAAUCUUUGGCGGCGAGGCGUUUCUUAUUCCCACCGCCUCGAAUCAUGGUUAAAGACCCAGAUGCGCUCAUCUGGGCGGUAAGACCGCUUUCGAUACUGACACACCCUAUCUCUCCCGCUUUCUCAUCUCGCCCACCCCCCCCUUGGUCAACGCCAACCUAACCGUACUCAACCUUGCCAACCUCUCGACCUUUCUCGCUCUCUCCCCCUCUCCCUGUCUCUCUAUCCAACCAGGCAGGCUCUGGCAACCCCCCUCGUCAGGCGGUCCCCACCAGCCCGCAAGCAGUGUGAACGGGUGGUGCUAGACACGGCGGCCCCACAAACCGUCUUCCCAGACCCUGGACGGCGGCGGUAGGGCGGCUGCACUCGACGACUACCGCGUGGCCAUAUAUCGGCGGCCAUUGAUCGAUCCCCCCUUAGUGUGUCCUCCCAUCUCAUCAGCGGGUACCGAUGUGUCUUUCUCUCUCAAAUCAGAAAUGCAUCUCAGACAAUAACCUGAGAUGUUACAAGGGGAUUUUCCUGCGAGAUUUGAGACGGGUAUAUGUGCGUGUGUGUACAUAUGUCUCUGCGGGUUGAAGCGCAAGACCCAGAAGGGAUGUCCGUUCUGGCCGUUAUGCAUCGCAUAAUCAAUCACACCGACUUUGACUCGAGACGUUGAGGCAUUGCCGCCGUAGACCGUCAACCACGCCGCCGCAAACACAUAGGAGAAGACGCGGCGGGGAUGACAGGGCCAGUUAUGCCCUUUACGAAACGGCGAUGAGAAUGGCGACUGUCCACCACAACAAUCAGGGCAAACAUUAUUGCCCAGUUUGUCACAGGCGGAGGAGGAGGUAGGAGGGAAUGGGGCCAGGGGCAGCUAUUAUUACGGUUUCCAGAAUCUCGGGACGAAAGAAUGCUCCAACCGGGCCCUGACCAUCAUCUUCGAGUUGAGCUUGGGGGCGUCGACCACCCCUGAGGUGAUCCAAUCGUAAUCUCAUGUUGACCCAACAGCAAACGAGGCUCAUUCAGGGUUGUACGAAGCAAAGCAGAUAUGACAUGUCAUGCUAUAUGCCUGGCCAUGCCCUACUCUCAAGCUCUUUUGUUAGGCUCUCAGGCUUUCAAGCUCUCACCACUCACCACUCGCUCGCUCGCUCGCUCACUCACCUCACUCCGACACUGACGCUGACAUUCACUCUCUCUCUCUCUCGGUCUCACAACGUGUGUGUGGGUGGGUGGGUGGAUAGGUGCGGCGUCCAUCUCCACAUUAUACCCACACCUCCAGUAUCCCGAUCAAGUUCGCGCGGGUAUGGAUAACAGUACUUCGUUAUUCGUCUCUGCUACGUCCGGAAGACAGUGGGACUCGAAUCUUGGCCCCGGGCGACCACGACCUCACGCACCAGCUGUGACGCGCAGCUACGAUCUAAGACUAGCGGCCUCGGAGGAGAAUAUCGACUGUGCAGCAGGUCCCGAAUACCACCUGCACCCACCACAUACUCAUACUCACCUUUUCCAUUCUCACACAGGCACUGUCCUUCAUUACUCUGCCUAUGCACUGUCGUUUCGACUAUUGGACUGCCUUCAUUUCGACUGGGAAUUCGGGAACAACUCGCUCUGCACCACCUUUCUCUCUCCCUUGCGACUUGCGGGCGCCUCUCCUUCGAUGCCUCGCGCCUCACGCUUCCCUCCCCCCGUCUUACACUUCUUUCCUGCCAUCCGUCUCGCAUGCCUAGGCCCCAUCCCCGUCAUUCCCAAACAGGCCACGACCUUGUUUGCUGCAUAUCCCAUUCAUAAGCGGUGGCGCGAAGUAUUCGCAGAUGUGUGUGGGUGUGUGUGGGUGUGGUGUGUGUGGUUUUCUCGUAAGGAGAUACGUAUUUUCACAAUCGGAGAGAGAGAGAGAUAGAGAGUGAGAGCACGCAUCCUUCAAAGGUCUCUCCCCCAGAUGACGAACCAGGAUCAUGACCCUGGAGGAGGGGCAGACCAGCGCCAGCCCAGGCCUGACAGAAUUGGGCGACCUGCAGGAGGUACAUACCAGCAUAAGGUAUACACAUUUGGCUGCGUCUGCACAUUGCCUUCCCUGGUACCGAAGAAAAAUAAGAAACGGCUUUUCGCUGUCAGAAUGCCUCCAGGCGGAGCCCGAUCUCCCUGGCCAUGGGGCGACCUGGGUUGGAGCUGUAGACAUCAACCUGGUCAGCUUUUCUUCCUCACACACUCUCUUCCUCGACUUUCGGACACCCCCGUCCUGAACCAGGGUCCCGGCUCGUUUCUUUCCCAACCGUGUUGUCGUACAGCCAGACAGGCCACGCAGAAAUAAAGAAGGAGAGAAGGACAGAAAAAAGACUUAUAACAGAGACAGAGAUCCAUCGCGGACACGGGGGACUUGAUAACCAGGGUCUGACCCGUUGUCGAUGACUCGUCUUGUUUCUCUUCAUUCCCCAAUCAACCUACACACGCCUCUUGUCUUCGCCCCCUCCUGCUUUCAGAUCAGUCCUCAUCAGCGAUUCUUCAACGACAGAAGAAGGAUAUUCUCUCCCCUCCCCCAAGGUGCAGGGCCAACAUUUUCGUCCUUUCUUGUUUGGAGCACGUUCCAAAUUCACCAGACGCCUUUUUUUCUUCUGACCGUCUUUAUAAACUCCAACUACAACAUUUGGCACCAUGUUCGUCAGCUUGCAAGAACAACAACAGCAACAACAACAACAACAACACGUCAUGGACCAGACUCCUCCGCCUAUGAGAUACCACCAGGGCCGCGACGACGAGGUGCCGAGGGUGCUCCCCAGCCUCUCAUCAUUCACUUUUGACGACAGGAUGGAAGUCGACGCCCGAGGCAGCAGCAGGAGCAACAUCAGCAGCAGCAACGACACAAGGCCCGGCCAGCGGCACGAGGUUGAGGUGGCCACUACGCUCGCCUCCAUGGCCUCCUUCAACAUCAAGUCGCCCACCUUCCCUUCCCCCACCCAGAGCUUCACCUCGAUCAAGUCAGACGGCAUGACGAGGUCAACCAACUCUCAAUUCUCCUCGCCUGAACCUAGGUCACCAGACCUCCCUUCCGUCAACACCCAACUGUCCUUCUCCAAGGAUGGCGGCAAUGGCACGGCACCCAUGAUCACGCUGCCGCGUCUUCGCGACCUGGACCUCCGGCCCCUCGAGUCCGACUUCACCUCCAGCCCGAGCUUCCUGCCCCCGUCCUCCUCCUCUUCCAUCUCGGGCACGGGACUGCGGCGAAACAGCAUCGACUCCGUCGGCACUUCGUCCUUCACGGAACCCCGGAUCGACCUCUCCUCGCCCCCAGCCUACCGAAUCCCGCUGCCCCCAAUGCCCCCAAUGGCAUACCCGGACGCCCUUCCCUCCCCGACCCUCGGUGCCUCCCACCACCAUCACCACCAUCAUCACUCCCACUCUCAUGCUCACCACUCUCACCCCCUUUCCCCGCCCCGCCGCCUCCAGCACAGGUUACCAGUGACCGCCCUCCGCACCUCCAGCGGGGCCUGCAGCCCCUCCCGCCGGCCUCGCCGGUCGCCCACGGGGUCCCGAUGCAACGUGAAGUACACGAUCCAACAGGUCGACUUCAUCGACUACUUCCGCGUCGACCACCACCUCUCAUGGAAGGAGGUCGAAGCCAAGUACGCCUCCGUAUUUCCCGAGGACGCUGCAAAGGGACAUAAGCGUGGCCCGCAGGGACUGCAGGGCGUCUACUACCGCAAGAACAAGCAGAUCCCAGCCACAGACCCGAACAAUCUCUUGGUCUUUGACGAGGACGACAACCCCAAAACGUUCCAGUGUGACGUGCGCGAGCAGGGGAAGAAGAUGAACAACUCGAUCGGGUUGUUGGGCAUGCACCCCGAGCGCGCCAUUACCUACGCGUGGGUUUCCGAGGAGCACAAGAGGCAGUACGAGACGCUGGGCCUUGCAAGACAAGCCCAGCUCGACGCCGCCGAAGCACGGAAAAAGAGGAGACGGGCCAUCCAGAACAGCCGUCUCUGAUCCUUCCCCUUUCUGCCUUGGGCGGAUAUUCGUCACCGUCUUCAUCCUUUGAUUCACUUCUCCUCAUGAUAUCCAACCUUUUCAUUUGCAUCUUCAUCUUCCCAUUUUCUCCACGUCGUCCGUGGGGGGAGAUUAUACAGUUACGCUACAUUCCCAAGGCGCCAGUCGACAGGGAUAUCCGUCCAAAAACAGGAAUAUACAAAAAAUCAAUGGAGUUUUGCUUAUUUUUCUCUUCUCCGUUGUGUGGCAGAAGCAAAAACAUACGAGCAGUCUCACAAGAAAGAGAGAGAAAAAGAGAGGGAUGAUGGCGAGCACCAUGGUGUGUUUAAAAAUCGCUGAUGUACGAUGAUCAAGACAAUAUGUUUUUACGUGGAGUUAUCAGACAUGGGUGUGGAGGGAGUCCAGAAGGGUGGACAAACACAGUCUCGGCACAAACAAAGCAACAAAGGGGCGAACCGGUUUUGGAAGAAUCAUUCGGGUUUUUUUUCUCUUCGGUUUUUUUUCGUUUCUAUCUUUCUCUUUGUUACCUACGCUUCACUCAUUUUUCAGUUCUCUUCCUCUAAGCACCCCCUUGCAUCAGGGAGGGAAGCAGUAGGGCACGCUUUCUGGAACAGGUUCACUACGAAUUGGGAUGAUAUUUGGAAAUUACAGGACAUGGGAAUGGGACAAGGACGUGGUGAAUUAGGAGUUGACCCUUCUUUGUUUUCAGGACAAAUUGAUGGGGGUGAAGGGACAGGAAAGGAAGAUACCAACGGGGGCUUGGGCGUGUAGGGUGGGUGGUGGUGGGUGAGAUCUGCAGUCAACCACGACCAAUAAUAUACUUUUCAUCCCUCCAUUCUCCAUCAUUUCGUCUUAAGGGGGCUUGCAGGGACCUUGAUAUGUAUGAUU